CUGAUCUGUUCCUGUUCAGUACCAGUACCUGUUUUGUAUCUGUGAUUGUAGUUUUUGUUAAUUUAGGUGUUUGAGUUAAAAAUUAUACAAACUGUAACAAUUCAUGUGUAAAUGAAAAUGUAAAUGUGUGUAUCGUUAUUUAGUGUUUGUCUUCGUUCUCCCAGACUGAAGCAGGAAGUUUGUGCAGUAAAAUGGCAGAAGCAAAUAUUUCAGUAUCUCAGGACCAGUUCAGCUGUCCAAUCUGUCUGGAACUACUGAAAGAUCCAGUAACUACACACUGUGGACACAGUUUCUGUAUGGUUUGUAUCAACAACUGCUGGGAUCAGGAGGAUGAUAAGGGAACAUACAGCUGUCCACAGUGUAGAGAAACCUUCACUCCAAGACCUGCUGUGAGGAAAAACACCAUUCUGGCUGAAGUUGUGGAAAAACUGAAGAAAGAACUUCAAGCUCCACAUCCUGCUUACUGUUCUGCUGGACCUGAAGAUGUGGAGUGUGAUUUCUGUACUGGGAGAAAAUACAAAGCUGUUAAAUCCUGUCUGGUGUGUUUGGCCUCUUACUGUGAAACUCACCUUCAGCCUCACUAUGAAUCUCCUACUUUUAAGAAGCACAAGCUGGUUAAAGCCUCCAGACGACUCCAGGAGCAGAUCUGCUCUCAGCAUGAUAAACUGCUGGAGGUUUACUGUCGUACUGAUCAGCAGUGUAUCUGCAUGUUGUGCAUCAUGGAUGAUCAUAAAGGACAUGAUACAAUAUCAGCUGCAGCAGAAAGAACUGAGAAACAGAAGAAGUUGGAGGAGAUACAGAGAGAAUCACAGCAGAGAAUCCAGAACAGAGAGGAUGAGAUUCAGAAGCUGAGAAAAUCUGUGGAGUCUCACAGGAGCUCUGCACAGACAGAAAUAGAGAACAUUGAGAGGAUCUGUACUGAACUAAUCAGCUCCAUUAACAGAAGAUGCUCUGAAGUUACAGAACUGAUCAGAGAUGAGGAGAAAGCUGCAGUGAGUCAAGCUGAAGAAUUCAUGAAGCAACUGCAGCAAGAGAUUGAGGAGUUAAAGAGGAGAAAUGCUGAACUGGAGGAGCUUUCACACAGUGAAGAUCCCAUCCAUUUCCUCCAGACUUUCCAGUCUCAUUUGGCCUCUGCUGGAUCUGCAGAAUCACCCACCAUCAAAUUAAAUCCUCUACUCACUUACGAGGGUGUAACAAAGUCCAUGUCUGAGCUCAGAGAGAAACUAGAGGAAUUUUGUAAAGAUGAGAAUAAGAAGAUAUCAUGUGGAGUGAGAAAAAUCUGGAUCAUUUCUUCACCUGAACCACAAACCAGACGAGAGUUUCUACAAUAUUUAUGUCGGUUCACACUGGAUCCAACCACAGUAAAUAAUUACCUCAGUCUGUCUGAGGGGAACAAAGUGGUGACCUGGAGUGAAACAGCACAGUCAUAUCCUAAUCAUCCUGAUAGAUUUGAUGUUUGAUGGGCCAGUGAUAGCUCAGUGGUUAAGGUACUGGACUAGUAAACAGAAGGUUGCCGGUUCAAGCCCCGCGACCUGGAGUGGCGACCUGGAGUGGAAAAAUACUGUGUUACCCUUUUAAUCAAGAUAGAUUUAAUCAUUACACUCAGGUUCUGUGUAGAGAGAGUGUGAGUGGACGCUGUUACUGGGAGGUUGAGUGGAGUGGGAAUGAUGGGGUUUAUAUUGCAGUGUCUUAUAA
Trichomycterus rosablanca is the source of this 1695-nucleotide messenger RNA. RefSeq names its product E3 ubiquitin/ISG15 ligase TRIM25-like. Lineage: Eukaryota; Metazoa; Chordata; Actinopteri; Siluriformes; Trichomycteridae. The record is from RefSeq and is a predicted model, not a curated record. The transcript has 6 exons. Gene Ontology annotation, molecular function: zinc ion binding. Bases 192 to 1460 code for a protein of 422 amino acids.